Messenger RNA from Stegodyphus dumicola, 1949 nucleotides. RefSeq lists its product as uncharacterized. NCBI's taxonomy places the organism in Eukaryota, Metazoa, Arthropoda, Arachnida, Araneae, Eresidae. The record is from RefSeq and is a predicted model, not a curated record.
GUGUUGCGUGGCCGCGCCCCUUUCAUAGUUACGGUGAUGGGUAUAAAAGCACGGAUUCCGUCAGUGAGCGGAAUCACUUUUAACAGUUUUUUCCUUUAGUUUACUUGUGUCACACUCGUUCCAAAGCACUCAGAUUCUGAUGAAGCCAUUUUUAAUACUUGCACUAUGCACCUUGCUGGUUACGGCAGAAAACCAGGAGAAAAAAGACACAAAAGCUGCACCCGAAAAGAAAUCUGAUGAUUUACAAAGCCAGGAGUCAAGACGCUCUUAUAAUAGCUAUCAAGGACCACCUCCACCAUCUUCACCUCAGAAAAACGAAUAUGGAUUGAUACACGACUAUCCUCCAAGUGGUUAUGGCAAGCUUAGCGACAGUGGCCCCAAACCUUACCGAAAGGGUGUUGAAUCGUCUUCUGAUUAUCAUUCAGGGUAUGCGCCUUAUGACAACAGAGGACCGGCCUUGCCAAGUGCGUAUGGGAAACCUUCAGGAGGAUAUGGCGGUAGCGCGUACAGCAGCCCCAGUUACAGUCCUGCUUCUGCUCCACAUCCUGACUCCUACUCCAAACCAAUAAGUGCUUACCGAGAACCAAGCAGUUACUCAAAGCCUUCUAGUGGUUAUUCCAGACCACAAGGUGGAUAUGGUAGCGGAUACAGUAGUCCAUCCUCUUCUUUGUCUAGUAGUCAUUCUAAGCCAUUAAGUGGAUAUGGUAGCGGAUACAGCGGACCUUCUUCAUCAUUAUCUAGUGGCUACUCUAAGCCACUGAGUGGAUACGAUAGCCUAUCGAAAUAUUCAAGUGGUUAUUCGAAACCUCCAUCCAGUGGUGUUCUAUAUUCUAAGCCGACUUCGUCGUUAAGUGGACCUUCCAAACUCUCAAGUGGUUAUGACAGCGUAAGAACCUAUGGAGCAUACAGCUCAGCUCCCCCAAGUGGCCACGGUCCAUCCAUCUCCUCUGGUUAUUCCCCUAAACCGUAUGCCCCUGCAGUAGCACCCAAAACAUCGAGUGGCUAUGUUCCACCACCACCUCCAGCUUCUGGAAGCAGUUAUGUUCCACCACCACCGCCAGCUUCUGGAAGCGGUUAUGGAGCACCCGUUCACAGUGGAUAUUCUGCUGCAAAGCCACAUAAUGCUUAUGGACCUCCAUCAUCAUCAUCUGGUAGUUAUGCACCUGCUUCUCAUGGUGCAUAUGGAUCACCUUCUUCUUUGGGCAGUUAUGCACCUGCCUCUCAUAGUGCCUAUGGACCUCCUCCUUCUCAUAGUGCUUAUGCUCCUCCUAGUAGCGCCUAUUCUGCUCCUUCUUCAGCAGGUGGCUAUGCCCCUAAAGUACCUGUUGGAUAUUCCGCACCCAGAGCAUAUGCUCCUAAUGUACAAAAUGGGUAUUAUGCUCCUGAAGCACUUGGGGGAUACUCAGCACCACCAUCACCUGUUAGCUAUGCUCCGAAGGCUGCAAGAUAUUCAUCUUCUUCCCAGAGUGGAGGUGGCUAUGGUAGAGUGCCUUCCAGUGGGUAUGCAUCUGGAAGCUAUGCGCCAGAAGGUUAUGGAAAAGCAUACGUUACUCAGAAAGAAUAUAGCAAGACCGUUGAGACAUAUGGUUCAACAGGAGGCCAAGUCAGUCAUGGUAGUCCUUCAAGCUUGUAUGGAAGUGGACUAGCCAGAAAAGCUUUACAUUCCGAUCACGGAGUAUAUGGAGCUGCCAGUUAUGGUAAGAGGUACGAUAUAGCCCGUGACGAAAAGCUUGAUGAGCCUCAAAUUUACAGCGCUGAUCAAGCUAUUUAUGGGGGAUAUGGACAUUUAUAUUGAGUAGAGAAUGCACAAAAGUUCAAAAGAUUCUUGUGAAUAGAAUACAUUGUUUGUAAACACUGUUGUUUAUAACCAGAUAUUAUUUUAUGUUACCUGUUAUAUUUGUAUAUUUUAUUACCAAAGAAUAAAGUUCGAAAGGAUUUUUACCUUUCAA